AUGUCUUCAGAUCUUGAGGAGCAAAAAAAGGCAAUCUUACCUUUCAUGCAGAGGGCUCAGGAAAUUCAGCAGGCCGACCCCAAGGUGGCCUACUACUGUCGGAUGUAUGCUGUGGACCAGGCCCUCAAGCUCCCACAACGAGCCAAGGAGGUCACCGCCCUGCUUUCCGCCACAUUAAAUCAGUUGGAGCGGGAUAAAGCGCAAAUCAAACUGGACCCCGUAGCCGACCGCAUUCACUGCCUGGGUUUCGCACUUCGUAUAUUCGACAACGCGGACCGAGUGGACCGGGCAGGUCGGGCCACAGAGCGGACUGCGGUCGCCUACUACGCGGCGUCCGUGUUCGUGGAGAUCUUAAACCAAUUUGAGGGAGGUGUGGAUGCGGAUCUUUUGGAAAAGCAGCGCUAUUGCGCCUGGAGGGCGGCGGAGAUCCGCAAGGCGCUACGGGAGGGCCGCCAGCCCACACCGCCACCUUCUGCGAAUCCCCUGCCCGCGGCAACGUCCGAGGGUGGCAAUGCCGCUACCUCGGCCGAUUUGCCACCCGCCUCCGGGUCCAGUGCCUGGGCGUACGGCGGACAGAGCCAGCCACAUGCGUUGCCGCCGCCGCCUCUGCCUCCGGUGCCACCUGCUAGGGGAGGUGGCGAAGAUGCCAUGGGCGGAGAGGGUUUUGGGUCCUCAGAUUCCUCGUUUCGUAGCACCGGUGGCGACAGCUUCGUAUACCCUCGGCCGCCACCUCCCUCGGUGUCGUCCUCCUUUGGACGGCCGGAGAGCCCGAUGGGGCAGGCGGCGGCCGCGUCCGGCGGACCAGCGCGGUUCUGGCCUGGUGCCAAGCUGCUGGUGCAUACGGAGGAAGGGCUGGAUGUCGGGGGCGAGGGCGGACUGAGCUCCGGUGGUGGCGGUGGUGGUGGUGGUGGGGUACAUCCCCCCGGGACGCAAGUGGGAACCGUUGGUCAGGUUGUCCGGCGGCCGGAUGGGGGCUUCAGCUACAAGGUGGCCCUCACGGACCGCCUGGUGGAGGUGCCGGAGGAGGCGGCAGUGGCGGCGCUGAGGGAGGGGGAUGUGGCGUGUAUGGCGCUGGGACAUCAGCAGACCCAGCCCUUCACGGUCAAGGUCCUCCGCAUCAACUACGCAUCAUGGCCUCCCACAUACCUCGUUCAGACGCCCGACGGCAAGGAGCAGGGGUACGGGUCCAUCGCGGUUCCCCCCAGCACUGCUGCACUCCCGCCGGGAUACAAGCCCCCUGUCCAGAUGAUCAUGGACGCUCAGAAGCAGGCCAAGUACGCGGUGUCAGCGCUUUCCUUCGAGGACAUCCCUACGGCCGUGAAGCACCUGUCGGAGGCGCUACGGCUGCUCACCAGUCCCCCACCGCCGUCGGCAGCGGCAAACUUGACGAUGCCCCGAUAA
This is a messenger RNA of Volvox carteri f. nagariensis, 1401 nucleotides long. RefSeq lists its product as uncharacterized. Gene Ontology annotation, biological process: late endosome to vacuole transport via multivesicular body sorting pathway. Gene Ontology annotation, cellular component: multivesicular body. The record is from RefSeq and is a predicted model, not a curated record. The transcript is spliced from 9 exons. Lineage: Eukaryota; Viridiplantae; Chlorophyta; Chlorophyceae; Chlamydomonadales; Volvocaceae. The coding region runs from base 1 to 1401 and encodes 466 amino acids.